Hypoxylon fragiforme is the source of this 2862-nucleotide messenger RNA. RefSeq lists its product as uncharacterized. The record is from RefSeq and is a predicted model, not a curated record. The transcript has a single exon. NCBI's taxonomy places the organism in Eukaryota, Fungi, Ascomycota, Sordariomycetes, Xylariales, Hypoxylaceae. Bases 244 to 2307 code for a protein of 687 amino acids.
GGUACUUAAGCUAACGCCUCUCCACGCCCACUGUCACUCAUCCCCUUCAUCCUUAAUGCUUCAAACUUCAAACCUCAACCUCCUCCAAGACUUCUUCAUAGGUUGAGGUUACAUGUAAAUGUACUGUGUGUUAAAUUAGCAGAGCUAUUGAGUGGCUUAGCAUAAUCGAUUUUGAGCGUAAUAUACUGUUGUAAAGUGCAUCAUCUCAUCCGACAGUUAGCUCUUCAUAGCUUGCUUGUCACCAUGGAGAAAUCCAAAUCACCACUAUUAGCCGAUCCAUCGCCAGUAUCGCAGCCACAGCGUGGUCCAUCAUGUCCAAAGGCACUGGUUGUCCUUGGAUUGGUUGGACUUGCUACAUUCUAUAACCACCUCCCCAGUCUAUCCUAUGAAGGGUUUAGUGAACAAUACUAUGACGUCCUAGCUGGCAGCACCGUACCAUCUUGGGACAAAGAGAACCCCUAUGGAGAGUUCCCGCGCCUCGGUGAUCCGUUCCGCUUCAUCCCUUGUACCAACACCAGCCUUCCAGCCGCCCUCGACGAUCCCAUUCCGGAAGCAAGCUGGGCAUUUCAGUACGACCCGAAUCCCGAGCACUGGAGCUGGGGUAACACGACUACGGGUGAUGGUGACCAGAAUGAUCCGUAUGAAGGGAGGGGCAUAUAUCUAUGUGGCUACUUAGAUGUCCCCCUAGACUACACCAACGCGUCUGAUUCACGCAUUGCUCGGCUUGCGAUAACAAAAUAUCAGGUCUCGGGACUUUUCCGGUACGACACAAGCCCUGAAGGUGGUGUUGAACCAUUUGCUGGGGGCAAGAGUGAGCGCACGAUCGUGAUUGAGCCUGGCGGCCCGGGAGGAAGUGGCACAUCUUACGUCUGGAGGGCCGCUGAAGAUAUCACAAAGCGACUCAGCGAUGGCAAAUUCGAUGUUUUGGGAUGGGAUCCGCGUGGUGUCAAUAUCACUUUGCCUUCCAUCGCCUGCUUCCCGUACAAUGCCGAUCGAGAUCGCUGGUCUAUGCUGACGAAUCAGUACCGCGAGGUAUCCGCGUCGCCAGAGGCCCAGCUUGAGGUUGCUGAUGCUAUGAAUAACGCUACCUUCCGUGCUUGCUGGGAGAGACACGGUGAUCUGGCACGGUUUGUCGGCACGUCUUUCGUUGCGCGCGAUAUGGAGGAAAUCCGCAAGAGACUCUGGGAAGCCGAGUUGACGGGUUACCUUGUCAGCUAUGGCACCGGCAUUGGACAGACCUGGGCCAAUAUGUUUCCAGACAGCGUCGGUCGCGUCAUUCUUGAUGGAACUGAGUACGUCCGCGACCAUCGCCUCUUGGGUGGCUUUGGAUGGACUGCGCUAGACAAUGCCACCGACGCCUGGCGCGACGGAUUCCUCGGCGAAUGUCUUCGUGCCGGGCCGGAAUACUGUGCCCUCGCUCAGCCGAGAGAUCAUUCCGGUCCCGUAUCUCUGCAGGAAUUAGAGAUCCGCAUGCAACAGUUGGUGUACUCGCUCAGUCAACGACCAAUUCCGGGUUAUUACGAGCCAAGCGGCCCGUCGCUAGUUACCUACUCUGCAUUGGUAGCUGCUAUCUACGGUUCCAUGUACAAUGCCAAUAGCUGGCCUGCCCUCGCGCAGAUGUUAUAUGAGCUGGAAGCUGGCAACUCGACAUUGGCCACAGCCUUCCUCGACCGUUCGGACUGGGAGUACAAUCCCACGUUGCCGUCGCCGCCCUCCCCGAAACCUUCGACCGACGAGCUUGGGUCCCUAGUCAUCUGCGCAGACUCCUACGAUGCACCGCAACCUCCUGAGGGCAUCGUGUGGUGGCAAUCCCUGUGGGCUAAUAUGACCACUCAAGCUUGGAUCUCGGGCAACUCGCGAUUCUUCAACGUCUUCCCUUGCCGCCACUUCACCACGUACUGGCCGAAGCCGGCAGAAGUUUACCGUGGUGACCUCAACCACACACUCAAGAACCCCGUCUUGCUCAUCGCGGAGACGUAUGAUCCUGCAACGCCUCUGCGGAACGGGAGAAGGCUUCUUACUGAGAUGGGAGACAAUGCAAGGCUGAUCGUGCACCACGGCUAUGGGCAUUCGUCCAGAGACAAAUCGGCUUGCACGGAUUCACUCGCAAAGGCCUACAUUCUGAACGGUACGGUACCGAGUGAACAAGAGACUCCCUGCUACGCGGAUGAGAAGCCUUACCUAUACGGUGUCAAUACGACGGUGUUCCAGUCCAAGGCGGGUAUCUCUCAGGACCCUAUCCAGGCAUGGCAACAGCAUAUCCAGGAGUUAGCGAUGUGGAAUCCGAAGUUGACUUCCAUGAUGUGAUUGCGCUUAGCUUGUUUGGGAUACAUCACAUAGUGAUCUGGUUGAAUCGUGGUCUUUGGAUUUGGAACUUUCAAGGCAAUUUUAUGACUACAACACUACUAUAGUAUCAACUUCAUGUGUCUUCGAUAGCUAUGCAAGUUAUCACCAACACUAUAUGUAUAUAUCUCUAAUAAUGCUCCUUAACCUAUAUACAAACAAAUACACCAAGUAACUUAUAAGAGGAAGAAAGAAAGAAAAUAAGAAAAUGAAAGAAAAAGGGGGAAAGCCACAUAAGGAAUUAUCGCAGCCGUCCAAGCAUAUUUCCUCUUAGAAUAAACACGUCAUAGCAAGUCGAAUAUCCAAUGCCGCGCUUCUCAAAGCUUUUCCGAGCCCCAGAUAUGUGAUGCAAUAGUAUAUAUCACCUAUACUUACUAUCCGCAUAGUUAAGUGUAGGUGCUCAUACUCGUGGCGCUCAUCAGUGCUUGCAGAUGUACUGCCCCUUGCUGGGGUUGCUAAGCGUGGGUGGGUUCGUGUCGGCUUCUCCCCAGACCCAGUUGGCUGUAAAAGCAUUAGCAU